Messenger RNA from Uranotaenia lowii, 2276 nucleotides. RefSeq names its product regulator of G-protein signaling 7-like. Lineage: Eukaryota; Metazoa; Arthropoda; Insecta; Diptera; Culicidae. The record is from RefSeq and is a predicted model, not a curated record. The transcript has 6 exons. Bases 699 to 2198 code for a protein of 499 amino acids. Gene Ontology annotation, biological process: intracellular signal transduction; regulation of G protein-coupled receptor signaling pathway; G protein-coupled receptor signaling pathway.
ACCGCUUAACUUAUGGCACCUUUCAUCGAAAAUAUCUCCUUCUACUGGGUUUGUCAUAAAAUCUUCAAGGGACAGAAUAAGACUUUACGUUGUACGUCAACGUUACGUUGUAUUACGAACCCUCAUCCGAAGAGACAUGAAAAACAAACUUCAUCUAGCAUGGAGCACGUUCAGGCACACAUCACAAAUCAAAUCGAAUACAACGACGCGACGUGUACGUACAUACUUUCAGGCGCUUUUCGACUCUUUCUGGCAAGAGCACAUUCUAACCACCUGUCUCCCCCACCACAUGUUUGCAACACGUUUUCGAGUGUUUGCCAAAUUCGGCCGAGUGCGACAGGACCCUCAGCUGACAGAUGCUCAAGCAGGAGAAAAAUCAAUUUUAGAAAAGAUGGAAGCGAGCAAUUUUCGGGUUAGGCCAAAUAUAUAAAAUUAUCACUGCAAUUGUGGACAUCUGGUGGCCAUUUGUGUUGCGCUAGGAAUUGUAACUGCUGAAGCCUACAUUUAGGCAUAUUGCGACGGUUGUCGUACACCGCAGGGGAAGAAUUUGGCUUCGAAUAAUGUUAUCGCACUUUAGGCGUGAAAAAUUGUAGAAAGAACCCUUCCCAUCAUUCGAAAAGAGGCAUCCAAACGAAAAGUCUACAUUACGCUGUAUGAAACACAUUUUGUGGCCAUAGUAAUAUCUUGUCAAGGUAACGAUGGUCACUAAGAAGACAGCGGACAUAGAGAAAGAGAGGCUUACUAAGAAAAUGUGUUCAAACAACAGUGGUGGUACUACGGGUGGUUCAGGAUCGGGUAGCGGGGCAGGACCGCUGGUCAGUUUCAGUGUUGGAACUACGCAUCACUCGGCACACAGUCAGGAUGCGCCCAAUAUUUUGGUGUACAGGAAAAUGGAGGCUAUCAUAGAAAAGAUGCAAGCUGAAGGUUCCGGCGUUUCGGUUCGAACGGUGAAGGCAUUCAUGAGCAAAGUGCCAUCUGUCUUCACUGGUGCUGAUCUGAUUGCUUGGAUUACGCAGAAUCUUACUGUGGACGAUGUUAUGGAAGCCUUGCAUUUGGCCCACCUACUCGCAUCACACGGUUACCUUUUCCCUAUCGAUGAUCACCAGCUAACCGUGAAGAACGAUGGAACUUUUUACCGUUUUCAAACGCCCUACUUCUGGCCCUCGAACUUUUGGGAACCGGAAAACACCGACUACGCAAUUUACUUGUGCAAACGUACCAUGCAGAACAAAACGCGCCUUGAGCUAGCUGACUACGAAGCGGAAAACCUUGCCAAACUGCAGAAAAUGUUCUCUCGCAAGUGGGAAUUCAUAUUCAUGCAAGCCGAAGCUCAAAGUAAGGUGGAUAAGAAGCGGGACAAACUGGAGCGCAAGGUACUGGACUCUCAGGAACGCGCCUUCUGGGAUGUCCACCGACCUAUGCCAGGGUGCGUCAACACAACCGAGAUGGACAUCAAAAAGGCCUAUCGGAGGGGUGCUUCGAGUUUGGGGUCCGGUUCAGCGGGCACUGCCGCCAACAGUAAUCCGGCGGAAACCAUGAACAAAAUGAUCAAUCUCUUGAAGCAAAAGCUGGAAAGGCGAACUAUCAAGGUGUCGAAGGUGGCGGAAUCAUACAUGUCGUACUACGAGCAGUACAGUGAAUUUGAUUAUUUCCUAACGGCUCCGGAGUAUCCCAAUCCAUGGCAUACGGAUAGCACGGAAUUUUGGGACACCGAAAAGCAGGGAAAAGAUAUUUCAAUGAAACGAGUUAAACGCUGGGGCUUUAGUUUGAGAGAGCUUCUAAAUGAUCCCGUCGGGCGAGAACAGUUUACCAAAUUCCUAGACAAAGAAUACAGCGGAGAAAAUCUGAAGUUCUGGGAAGCAAUUCAAGACAUGAAGGCCCUUCCGCAGUCGCAGAUCAAGGAUGCGGCCAAUGCCAUCUGGGACGAGUACUUGGCGCCAGAUGCCGCCUGCCCAGUCAAUGUGGACUCAAAAUCACUGGAGAAGGCCCGUAACGCCAUCAAAGAGGACGGCAGUCCCAGCCGCUGGUGCUUCGACGUUGCCGCCGAUCACGUGUUCUAUCUGAUGAAGAGUGAUUCCUACUCGCGUUAUCUGCGCUCCGACAUGUACAAGGAGUACUUGAACGGCUCGAAGAAGAAGACGUCGGUUCGAGGACUUCGUAUAUUUUCUGGAAGAAAAGAUACACCUGUGAUAAAUUAAAGAAACCGAAAUACACGCUAAAAGCAACAGUCAUUUUUCCAUGCCCCCUGGGUGUGUACCGCUGAGUGAAAAUAAAAA